CUGGCCAUUAGUAUCGCGUAAAGGAUUCAAAAUGGCGUUUGUUGAUGUUGUUCAGCACCCGAUUAUCCGAAGAAACCGGCCAGGAACCAAGGCAAAAGACAUGUAUAAGUGGCCAGAUGAGCCRUUUGAAGAAAUGGACAGUACACUAGCUGUACAACAGUACAUUCAACAACAGAUCCGUGCUGACUACACUAAUCUUAAUGGCAUCUUAGAGCCACCGGAAGGACAAGAUGAAGGAGUCUGGAAGUAUGAGCAUCUAAGACAAUUUUGUAUGGAGCUCAAUGGAAUAGCUGUUAAAUUACAGAAUGAAUGUUCCCCAGCAACUUGUACUCAAAUGACGGCAACAGAACAAUGGAUAUUCUUGUGUGCUGCCCACAAGACUCCUAAAGAGUGCCCAGCAAUUGACUACACAAGACACACUCUUGACGGUGCUGCAUCUCUCCUUAACAGCAAUAAAUACUUUCCAAGUAGAGUUAGCAUAAAAGAGUCAUCAGUGGCCAAACUUGGUUCUGUUUGCCGUAGAGUUUACAGGAUUUUUUCUCAUGCAUAUUUUCACCACAAAACACUAUAUGAUGAAUUUGAGAAUGAAACUCAUCUAUGUUCAAGGUUCACAGCUUUUGUCUUGAAAUACGAUCUCAUGGCAAAAGAAAACUUAAUCGUACCCAUAGAAGAUGCCAAGACAUUAACCCGUAAACCUAGUGAAGAUGAAAACACAGCUGAUCAUGAAGAAAGUGAUGCUUAAAGCUAUUAACAUUAUGACCUCAUGGCAAAAGAAAACUUAAUCGUACCCAUAGAAGAUGCCAAGACAUUAACCCGUAAGCUUAGUGAAGAUGAAACCACAGCUGAUAAAGAAAGUGAUGCUUAAAACUACAAYUACAAGAUGUGUAAAAAGAAAAUAGUUAUGUUUUUCGUUAGAAUAAUYAUGAACAACUAUUCCCUAAAGCAAAGUGAAUGUAGGUGAACCUUAGUGGAUAUUUACUGAAACGUAGUAGAGGGAAAUAUUUACCAUAUUCACUGAGCCUGAGGUGGAUUAUUGUUUUGGUAUAAUUUUAGACUUAGGCCCAGGUCAGACGCCGUAAUUCACAUGAGCCGAACCUAAUUGUAGUUUGGAUCGACUUAUGGAAUUAGAUCGACUGGGUUGAGUCAAUCGUCGAACUUAUUACGAGUAUUUACAGUCGUACCAAAAACAAUCAUUUUUACCACAAUUGUAAAUUUUCUCGCGCGCUGAUUGGUUAAAAAACGUCGUAAAUAAGAGGCCAUACCAACAAAUGGCGUCAUGCAA
This is a messenger RNA of Actinia tenebrosa (Australian red waratah sea anemone), 1282 nucleotides long. Its product is annotated as MOB-like protein phocein. NCBI's taxonomy places the organism in Eukaryota, Metazoa, Cnidaria, Anthozoa, Actiniaria, Actiniidae. The record is from RefSeq and is a predicted model, not a curated record.